Didymella exigua CBS 183.55 is the source of this 162-nucleotide messenger RNA. RefSeq lists its product as uncharacterized. The transcript has 2 exons. Lineage: Eukaryota; Fungi; Ascomycota; Dothideomycetes; Pleosporales; Didymellaceae. Bases 1 to 162 code for a protein of 53 amino acids. The record is from RefSeq and is a predicted model, not a curated record.
AUGACUAAAAGGAAAUCGCGCAAAAGGAAGCGGAUCCAGCAUGGCGGCACAAUGGAAAGGCUUGUUGUGGUGGUGAUCAAGAGAGAGCCUAACCAGCUUUACGGCGCUGUAGGAACUGCGGCAAGACUAGGCACAACGCGCGAACGUGUAAAAAGGAUGUAG